Molecule: messenger RNA, 306 nt
Organism: Staurois parvus
Lineage: Eukaryota; Metazoa; Chordata; Amphibia; Anura; Ranidae
Source: the annotation of a GenBank genome assembly
AUGGAUGAUUACAGCCUAUAUUAUGACCCUAAAACUAAGGAAAAGUCAUUCAAAAGAUUUGCACCAAGAGAUAACGAAGAUCUUCCUUCACUGGACUUCAACAAUUUCCAAUUCAAUCCUGGAGAUGACAGUCCUUUAAAGUAUGCCUGUGAACGUGUCGUAGAGGAGAAUGAUGAAGAAAUACUUUCACUUGUUACCCAGGAGGCUUCCAAUUUUGCUUACAAGCUGUGCACUGAGAUAGCAGGUACUGUUUAUGAUAUUGCUAAUACUGCUGCAUAUUUUUCACUACUAUGCCAGCUCUGUUAG